Molecule: messenger RNA, 222 nt
Organism: Komagataella phaffii GS115
Lineage: Eukaryota; Fungi; Ascomycota; Pichiomycetes; Pichiales; Pichiaceae
Exons: 2
Coding region: 1-222 (73 amino acids)
Cellular component (GO): cytoplasm
Source: RefSeq, a predicted model, not a curated record
AUGGGAGUAAUUGGAAAAGUAGUUCACUUCGGUGCAGAUCUGGCCCUCCUGUCAGGGUUCUUGGCUGGAGUUCACAGAUCAACGGGUUUAACUCCAAAUAUUGAGAAAAUUGGUAAUAAAGAUGCUGAAGGUCUCGUCAAAAGGUACUUGGAUGCCGGAGAAUGGGCUUUCGACUCUAGCGUCGCUUACUUUGGAGCCUCUGACUGGUUCAAGAGAAACUGA